Osmerus eperlanus (European smelt) is the source of this 1306-nucleotide messenger RNA. Its product is annotated as seipin-like. NCBI's taxonomy places the organism in Eukaryota, Metazoa, Chordata, Actinopteri, Osmeriformes, Osmeridae. The coding region runs from base 190 to 858 and encodes 222 amino acids. The record is from RefSeq and is a predicted model, not a curated record. The transcript has 7 exons. Gene Ontology annotation, biological process: lipid storage; lipid droplet organization. Gene Ontology annotation, cellular component: endoplasmic reticulum membrane.
UUGGUAAGGUCACAGAAGUGUAUGAGAUUGUAUUGUCCACACUGUGAUACAAACUGUGAAAGUGCAAGGGCACAGCGAGGGAAACACACCAAGGAAAUAUUUUUGAUACAUGAAGUAAAUUCUCUAGAUCUGCCCUGAGGUCACUGAGUUUCCAACUUGUGAUCAGAUCGCAUCAAAACACUCCAGAACAUGGACCAGGAAGACAAUCUCAUGGAUGGAGACGGUCAUCAGGAAACUGGCAACCCAGUCAUAAGUGAAACAGAAGACCCGAUUGGACUAGCACUCCUGUGGCUCCAUGACAGGGUUGCCAUGGCAAUGCUGCAGACACGUCAGAGGGUGUUACAGGCGGGGGUGAUGCUGUGUUUCGUGACUCUGCUACUGUGGAUCUCCAGUUUCCUUUACGGCACAUUUUACUACUCCUACAUGCCUCUGGCCACCUACAGCACACCUGUGCACUACUUCCACAGGGUGGGCUGUGACUCCUCUAGCUCCGUCUGCUCCUUCCCCAUCGCCAACAUCUCUCUCCUGAGGCACGGCAAGCACCAGGUAAUGACAUAUGGCCUGCCCUAUCGGAUCUGUCUUGAGCUGGACAUGCCAGAGUCACCAGCCAAUCAGGAGCUAGGCAUGUUUAUGGUUUCCAUGACCUUUUACUCCAGAGGCGGCCAGACUGUUAGCUCCUCGAUACGCUCAACCAGCCAGUCCCGCUCUGCCUCCAGCUCUUGCUUUACCAUGCUGCAUUACCGUUCGGGCCUGCUGAGGAGUCUGGGAACCCUGCUCUUCCUGCCAGCCUACCUGAGCGGAGCAGCGGAGCAGAGGCAGCUGGUGGAGGUGGAGCCUGUACUCGGACUAUGUCGAUAACUCUUGCUUCCCUUCUAUAGAGCUAUCAUCGAGAUUCACUCCCACAGGGUGCAGAUCUACUCAGCCCACCUCUACAUACAUGCCCACUACACGGCAUCAGGUUAGUGCCCCCACAGGCUCCUCCAAAGCAAAUGUACACAUCCAGAUAUGAUCAUACAUGUCAUACAUUCCCUAGACAUAUAGUUUUUGAUAUACGCUGUGAUAUGACUGAAAUCUGAAAACAACUCAUGGAAAUACAGCAGGCAUACAAUAUUAUCUAUGCAAGCUAUUGGGAUGAUUUAGAUCAAACAGAACUGUGUUCAAUUUAGUAGCUCAUCCUUUCCUCUCCAGAUACCUGUUAUUCAACUUUCCACUGGUGUCAGCGUUUGUGGGUGUGGCCAGCAACUUUGCCUCCUCAGUCUCAUCCUGUUGUCUGGUUACCUGCGCAUGUUCUGGGUUCAUCUCUGGA